GUUUGCUCAUAUCAAGCGUCUACAUUAUCAGCACAUCUACACCCAUUGAAACGCCCGCUUCCCCUUUCUCAACAAGAACACACACCAUGGUCGUCGUCGCCGUCGUUGGAGGAACCGGUAACGUUGGCAAGACUAUCGUCGAUGCCUUAAAAAUAGAUGGAACGCAUGAGGUGAUUGUAUUCGGUCGCAAGGUUCCUCAAGGAGAGCUCUCCAUCCCAACAUUCGCGCUUGACUACAAAAACAUCGAUCAGAUCACCCAAACUCUCGACGAGCACAAGGUUCACACAGUAAUCUCCACCAUCGUCAUGUACAACCCCGUUGCCGCGCAAUCAGAGCGCAACUUAAUCGCGGCGGCAACCAAUUCGGCUACCGUGAAGCGCUUCGUGCAGAGUAAUUGGGGUGAUAAAACGCCUGAUGAUGUGUCUCUGCGCAUCGCACCCAACAUAUUCCGCGAGCAAAGUCUCGAAGUCCUCCGCAAGACAGAUCUCGAAUGGACGCAAAUUCACAACGGACUCUUCCUCGACUACUACGGCAUGCCACACGUCGAAUCCUACCUCAGCCCUCUUGUGAUUUUUGUAGACAUUGCGCAUAGGAAAGCUGCGAUUCCUGGAACCACUGGUGAUGAGAUGAUCAACCUCACUUACACUAAGGAUCUCGCGAAGUUUGUUGUAGCAACAUUGAGCUUGGAGAAUUGGGAUGAAGUUAUGCACGUUUACAGCGAUCAGGCGUCGGUUAAGCAGAUCAUCCAGCUGGCUGAGGAGGCGACUGGCGACAAGUUCACCAUCACUUACGACUCAGCCGAAAAGCUGCGUAACGGUGAGAUCACGGAGCUACCUUCUCACCCGUACCUGUACGAGUUCUUUCCAAAGCCUUUGCUUGCGGAGAUUUUGUCUAAAUUCGGACUGUGGGCUGUCACGGGUAUUAUGUAUUAUCCGACGAAGGGUUCGUUGAACGAGAAGUUCCCGGAGAUUAAGACGAUGAGUAUCAAGGCAAUCAUUGGCGCUUGGAAAGGCCAUUGAGUUGUCAACUGUUUCAAAUGCGAUUAGGGUUGGCAGUCUUGGAGAAAUAUAAGCACGGAUCAGU
This is a messenger RNA of Macroventuria anomochaeta, 1083 nucleotides long. RefSeq names its product NAD(P)-binding protein. The record is from RefSeq and is a predicted model, not a curated record. Bases 87 to 1019 code for a protein of 310 amino acids. Lineage: Eukaryota; Fungi; Ascomycota; Dothideomycetes; Pleosporales; Didymellaceae. The transcript is spliced from 4 exons.